CUGCGUCCAGGCCUGUGACCCUCCGUACAGGAGGGAUGCAGAGCUGUUGAAGUGAGUCCAAAGGAGAGCCACAGAGACGAUCAGAGGGCUGGGGUACCUCUCCUGUGAUGAUGGGUUGAGGAAGUUGGGCUUGUUUAGCUUUGAGAAGGGAAGGCUCCAGGGAGACUUCAUUGCGAUCUCACCAACUUUUUCCAGUCUGAUCAUGACAGGACAAGGGGGAUGGCCUUUAAAUCUUAAGAUAGGUUUAGGUUAGAUGUUAGGAAAGAAUGUUUUUAUUCAGUGAGCUUCUGGAACAGUUUGCUUAGAAAGGUUAUAGAUGCUCCACCUCUGGGAGCAUUCGAGGCCAAGGUGGAUAGGAUCCUGUGCAGUCUGAUCUAAUGGUUGGCAACCCUGCCCAUGGCAGGAGAGUUGGAACUAGAUGAUCUUUAAGGUCUCCAUUCUGUGAUGUUCUUCUCUGUAGGACGAGCAGGUUGGUGCCAAAGCACAGGGCUUACAGUUGCGAGAAGAACAAUGAUGCUCUUCUUUCUCCCAACUCCAUUUAGCCUCAGAAUCUGGCCUGGCUCCCUGCAUUUUGAGGCUUCUACAGCACAUACAUCAGGCACUGGCUACUCAUCUGCCACCCACUCUUGGUCUUGCUUCUUGAAAAAGAGCACGGAGAAGGAGAGCACUCUGUGAGCUCAGUGUAAUGUGUGGAUUUCUGGAGCUGUACUGCUGUGUGUGUGUCCCCACUGUGACGCAGCAGUGCGGGCGGUUGUGUCAUCAGGGCACAGUGCUCCACUCCAAGCAGAUAGUGAUGCCAGCAGGAAAGUGUGCCUGGGAUCAUCAGAGAUGAGCAAGCAAGGAAACAGUUGAGAGAGAGCACAAAGUAGAUGUAAAGGGAGAGCUCAGGGGCUGCGGCACGGUGAGGCCUGGCUCUGAGCACUGUGCUGGGGACUUCUUGUAUGAUAUGAUGCUGUGCCUGUGGGGCUGGGCAGGAAGCCGCCACUGGUGCGUGCUGCAGUCUUUGUUCUGUGGCUGUUCUGUGUGGAGUGGAGCGUCCUUGCACACAGAAUGCAGGGAGCUGGGGUGACUGACCCACGUGGAGCCUGCCUGAUGUGGGCUGCCCUUGGAGCCAUGGUUGAAGCUUUGCUGCUGAGGGACUGGGGGUGGUUUUGCUGCUUUUCAGGAUGGUCAGCUUCUGAUGUUCCUGAGGCCGCUUCAGAGUGGGAAUCUCUCUGUGCCCCGGGCCAGUACUGCACUCGGUGAGUGGGCCCGAGCAGGGCCUCUUCCUGCCCAGGACUGCGUCCGGCUUCCCCAGGCUGGGAGCAGGAAGUGCCCUGCUGCUGGGAACAGCCUCCAGGGAAUGUGCUUUGAGCAGUGCAAAAAAUGCGGUGCUUGUUUUUGGGGCUGUGCCCAGAUUUACCCUGCAGGGGGGUGGUGGGGCUCUGGGGAGCUCUGGGCUGUCCUUGGUUGUCAGCUGAGUCCUCAGGCACUGCCACACUGCAGGCAGGUCAGCGCUGUGGUGUUUGAAGAGAACUUCCCUAAAACAACAAGCUAUCUAAUGGAUGUAUUUAUAGAAUCUUGUUCUUUAAUUUAAUCUGCUUUUUCACUGUUUGUUUUUUAUUUUUAAGUUCAAAGGUGUGAUAGCAAAGAAACUAAACUUUGCAGGUGCCCGAGGGGGAGCUGAAUUGUAACUCAUGGUCUGCAUCAGCCCGAAGCUCUGCUCUUCCGAGUUCAGAAAAACAUUUACCAAGCACGCAGGCCGGUUCCUGCUGCUCUGCGCCAGCUCCAGCUGCAUCCCAGUGCCCCGCGGCACCGUGUUGGUUCAGACUGGGCAUUGUGAAGUGUAACCCUGGUCCUGCUGGCACCAGCACUCACCUCUGCCUUUUUAGAAGCAGAUCAGUCCGCAAUGCCUGAAGUGCGAGAUCUCUCCGAUGCCUUGCCUGAUGUGCCAAUGGAUCCCAUCACAGGGGUUGGCGUGGUUGCGUCCCGGAGCCGCGCGCCGACAGGCUAUGAUGUAGUUGCACAAACAGCAGAUGGCCUGGAUGCUGACCUCUGGAAGGAUGGCCUGUUUAAAUCCAAGGUCACACGAUACCUGUGCUUCACAAGAUCAUUUUCAAAAGAAAAUAGUCACUUGGGAAACGUCUUGGUUGACAUGAAGCUCAUUGACAUCAAGGACACCUUACCUGUGGGCUUCAUCCCCAUUCAAGAGACUGUUGACACACAAGAAAUAGCUUUCAGAAAGAAGAGGCUGUGCAUUAAGUUUAUCCCUCGAGAUUCUACAGAGGCAGCCAUCUGUGAUAUCCGAAUCCUGGGGAGAUCAAAGCAAGCCCCUCCUCAGUACACGUUCAUAGGGGAGUUGAACAGCAUGGGCAUUUGGUAUCGGAUGGGCAGAGUUCCCCGCAACCAUGAAUCUUCACAGCCUGCUGCUCCUUCCCAAGCUCCAUCUCCAGCACCAGCUCCCAACCUGCCAAGGCAUAUCUCACUGACGCUUCCUGCUAGCUUUCGAGGCAAAAGUCACAGCCGCCUGGACUUGGAGCACCAGCACUCAAACCUGUAUGCCAUAUCAGCAAUGGAUGGAGUGCCUUUCAUGAUCUCGGAGAAGUUUGCCUGUGCUCCUGAAGGGAUGCAGCCAGUUGAUCUCUUGGGCAUCACAAUCAAAAGCCUUGCAGAAAUUGAGAAGGAGUACGACUACAGCUUCAGGACGGAGCAGAGCGCGGCAGCCCGCCUGCCGCCCAGCCCCACGCGCUGCCCGCCGGUCCCACCGUCCUGA
This is a messenger RNA of Lagopus leucura (white-tailed ptarmigan), 2752 nucleotides long. It is a transcript of the gene MVB12B, whose product is annotated as multivesicular body subunit 12B. The transcript is spliced from 11 exons. Lineage: Eukaryota; Metazoa; Chordata; Aves; Galliformes; Phasianidae. Gene Ontology annotation, cellular component: ESCRT I complex; late endosome. Gene Ontology annotation, biological process: regulation of epidermal growth factor receptor signaling pathway; viral budding; virus maturation. Bases 1889 to 2752 code for a protein of 287 amino acids. The record is from RefSeq and is a predicted model, not a curated record.